UUUUUUUUUUUCCUGUUAAAUUUAUAUUUAUUACAAUAUUCAGUAAAUAGAUAAAAUUAAAAAAAAAAGUAUAAAAAGCAAUGUAGAAGAAUAAAAGCUUUAUAUUAAAAAAAAAAAAAAAAAAAAAAACAGUGAGAUGAUGUGUAGUGAUAAAUUGAAGAAUUUAAAAAUGAUAUUGUGGAUUGUUCAUUUGAUAUUAUGCAUUUUAUGCACUUACGUGAUUGGUGCACCAGUUGAUGAUGUUGAUGGUAUAUGUAUGACUGAAACAUGCAAAAAUAUUGGCUCAGUGAUUGCUGAUAAUAUCAAUGAUAAAAAAAAUCCAUGUGAUGGAUUUUUUGAGUACGCAUGUGGUGGAUGGGUUGAUAAAAAUCCAGUUCCAAAAUUUUCUGGUGAAUGGAGUAGAUUUGCACAAGUACAAAAUGAAACAAUUAAUUUAUUACGAGAAAUAUUGGAAAAUCGAUUAGACAAUGACACUGAAUCAAUUAGAAAAGCUCAAAAUAUGUACAAAUUAUGUAUGGAUACUGAUCGUAUUGAGCAACGAGGAAUUGAUCCUUUAUUAUGGAUCCUUAGAAACAAUGAUAAUUGGCCAAUUAUUAUGAAUGAAUGGAAUAAAACUGAUAUAUCAUGGAUUGAUAUUCACGAAAAGUAUAUUCAACUUGCUGGUCAUUCAUCAAUUUUUACAGUUGAUGUAAAAAAAGAUCCUCAUAAUUCAGAAUCACGAAUACUCAGUAUGACAAUGACUGAUCCACCACUUAUCAUCAGUUCAUUGAGAGAAAAAAAUUUAGUAUCAUCAAGAAGACGAGCAGUGUCUUCAUACUUACAUUCAACUGUAAUUGAAUUACAAAAAAUGAUAAAUUCAACACGUAGUGCCUUAUCAACAAUAGUAUCAAUCAUGAACAUGAUGGCAUUUGAAAAUAGUAUACUAUUGGUAUCACUACGUAAAAAUAGUGAAAAUUUAAAAAUAAUGACAGUUAAAAAUAUCCAAAAAAAUUGGAAUGAAUUAAUUGAUAAUCAUCCACAUUUAGCUGUUGAUUGGAUCAGUGUUUUUAAUUUACGAACAGCUGAUUCAAAUAUUAUUGUUAAUGAAAAUAAUAGAGUAUCAAUUUAUCCACCAACAUUGAUCAAUGAUUUAGUUGAAGUUUUAAAAAAUAAUUCAUUAGAAACAACUGUUAAUUAUAUUCACUGGACAUUUGUCAAAAGAUAUAUGAAACAUACAAAUGCCAAAAUGUAUUCAAUAGCAAAUGAUUUUAAAAAAGAAUUAUAUAGUUUUACUGAAAGUCCACCAAGAUGGAGAUUUUGUGUAUUUCAAAAUCGUUUUCAACAUAUCAUUAGCGCUGAAUUUUUAAAUAGAUAUGUUGAUAAAAAUAUACGUUAUAAAGCUAAAAAUUUAGCUGAAAAAAUAAUUAUAAAAUUAAUUAAUAAAAUUGGUAUAUCAUUUAAUUCAGUUAAUGGAAGAGUUGGACAGGAUCCAACAGAUGUUUUGCACAAUAUGAAAUACAACAUUGGAUAUCCAGAUUGGUAUUUAAAUUUAACACAUGUUAAUACAGUUGAUGAAAAGUUUAAUCUUCAGUUUGAUUAUUUCGAAAGUUAUUUGGCAUAUAAUAAAUAUCAAAUGAAAAGAACUUUUGGAUUACUGAGUGAUACAACUGAUGGAAAUAUUUAUUUAUCAGAAUGGUCAUCUGAAUCAAUAUUAAAUGCAAAUGCAUAUUAUGAUAUUCAUCAAAAUCUCAUGAUCUUGCCAGUUGGAUUAUUACGUUUCCCGUUUUUUCAUAUUGAUUUACCACCAGUUUUUGUAUACAGCCAAGUUGGUGUUAUAUUGGCACAUGAAAUGAGCCAUGCAUUUACAAGUAGAAAUAGUAAAGAACAAUUUUUCAUUGAUGAUUCACAAUGUUUCUAUAAGCAAUAUGAAAAAUAUGAAAUUAUAAAAAAUUCAAUAAACGAGCCAAUUUAUAUCAAUGAAAAUGAGACACUUGAUGAAAAUGUUGCUGAUAAUUUAGGUCUUGAUUUGAGCUAUGAUCUUUAUAAACAAAUGAAAAAAGAAGGAAAAAUUAAAGAAUUAAAAAUACCUGGAUUACAAGAUUUUACUGAUGAUCAGUUAUUUUUUUUAGGAUUUGCAAAUACAUUUUGUGGUGAUGAGACGAGGAAACAUUUACUAAAUCCAUUAGCAAAAACAGAUCAUCCACCUUACAAAUGGCGAGUUAAUGGUGCAAUAAGUAAUACCAAAGGUUUUUCUAAAGCAUUUAGUUGUCCUCCUGAUGCUCCAAUGAAUCCUGUUAAUAAAUGCUCAAUUUGGAGAUAAUUUUAAUUAAUCAAGUUUCAUUU
Messenger RNA from Aphidius gifuensis, 2322 nucleotides. Its product is annotated as membrane metallo-endopeptidase-like 1. The coding region runs from base 137 to 2299 and encodes 720 amino acids. The transcript is spliced from 14 exons. Lineage: Eukaryota; Metazoa; Arthropoda; Insecta; Hymenoptera; Braconidae. The record is from RefSeq and is a predicted model, not a curated record. Gene Ontology annotation, cellular component: plasma membrane. Gene Ontology annotation, molecular function: metalloendopeptidase activity. Gene Ontology annotation, biological process: protein processing.